Messenger RNA from Pocillopora meandrina, 970 nucleotides. NCBI's taxonomy places the organism in Eukaryota, Metazoa, Cnidaria, Anthozoa, Scleractinia, Pocilloporidae. The record is from the annotation of a GenBank genome assembly.
AUGGUAGAGGAAAAAAUCAUGGCGUCUGGGAAGACAAUAAGGAACAUAACAGCACAGCAACCAGGAUUUUCUUCAGAGAUUGAUGUGAGUCACCUCAAUAUUUACGAUCAUCUGACACCUCGUCUACAAACCCUUCUGUAUGAGGCAAAGAGGUUCAAAGAAGCCAACAGCUUCAAAUUCUGCUGGGCGAAAAAUGGUUCCGUAUUUCUCAGGAAAUCAGAGAAUUCACCGAUCCGCAAAUUUGCAAAUAUGGAGGACCUAAACGCAUUUACCCAAGGAUAGAGAUAAGUAACGCAGUGACAAUAUUAUUGUUUGUUUUUAAUAUCUCACCUAUGAUAUGAUUUCAAACGCGCUUUAGAUGCAAAAGCGAACCAGAAGAUACAAAGAACAGGACCGAAAUAGAAAACUCUUUCUUAAAGAACUUCCAUAUUAUAACUUCACUGGCAACUUAACUCUCUACCACGGGCAAUUUAACAACUCUCUGAUCCAAAAUCAGCUACCAACUAAGAGACAACACGAAAACCUAAAUGGUUUGCAUGAUCUUGAUCUUUUCAGACUAAACUCAAAUCUUGAUGACAGUUUAAAUACCAACAAUAACUUAUUCAAUCAACAAAUCUACAGCCGUUAUUAUUCUCCGUAUAAUUUUAAUAAAAACCUAAAUACCCAAAUAAGAGACGUGAUGGAAACGAGCUUUUCGAUUUUUCAUAACAAUAUCAUCAGUUCAAAUCACAAUCUCGAAAAACUCCAAACCAACUACUUAUCAGAAAUGGAUUUUCAGUUUGAUAUUAUUGGACUUACAGAAACGAAAAUAACUAAAACGACUGGUAAUAUUAGCUUUGAAAUUCCAGGUUACACUUUUGAAUACGUAGCCACACCAUUGGCGUCAGGAGGCGUCGCGCUUUUUAUCAAUGAAGACCUUAAUUACACAGUGCUUGAAAGGGUCUCUUGCGAGGCGUUUCAAGCAUUGUGA